UUGUAUAAAGUAGAAAUAAAAUGGCGCAAAGCAACGAAACUGUGACUAUUACAGACACCAUCAAGUUGCUGGAAGAUGUCGCAUCCCUCUACCUUAAUCAGAAAUUCUCUGAUAUUACUUUGCUCAUCGAUGACCAAAAGCUAUAUGCUCACAAGGUUAUUCUUGCCGUGAGAAGCCCAUGGUAUCAGUUUCUACUUUACGAAGAUCCGCAAAACACAAAUCUGGCCGAAACAAACGUGACCGGUGUGAAUAUCGAAGCUUUGCGUAUUAUAUUAAAAUACUUUUAUACAGGUACCAUCGCUCUUCCUUCCGAUGUAGAUUUAACCCUUCAGAUACUCGGACUUGCCCAUCAAUAUUCGUUCACAAACCUCGAAACAACCAUCACCAAAAAAAUACAAUCGCUUCUAAAUUUGGAAAACGUUUGUGCCGUCUUCAACACUGCCAAUCUUUACGAUUUAGAAGAACUGCUCGAAGUCUGUCAUUCUUUCAUUGACGCCAAUGCCUCUGAAAUUCUUGGUGGUGACUGCUUCACCGACCUAUCUCAAAAAUCGAUGAUUAAACUUUUAGAACGCAGUACCUUUUUUGCUCCCGAAAUUGAAAUUUUCAAAAUUGUUAGCAAGUGGUUCAAAGUCAACAACGAUGAUGGCGCUUUAGUCAGACAGUGUGUUCGUUUGUCCUGGAUGACUGUUGAGGAUAUCGUAACAAUCGUGAGACCUUCGAAAAUAUUCGAUUGUGAGGAGCUAUUUGAGGCCGUUGCCGAAAUCGUUGGUGUAAAAGCAAAAAGUACCAGUGCUAGAGGCUUGUACAUUGUUGAUGAGAAUAUCGCAACUCCUCAACGCAAAGCGGAGGUAAUUUCUGGUAUUAGAACCACCCACUUGUUGACUGGCAAAGGAAGUGUGGACCCCUAUUAUUAUGGUGAACAUGAAAUCGAUGGUAAAAGUGCUCUUGUUUUUAAACUUGGCAGCCCAUCGUAUUUUAAUCAUAUUAGGAUGAGACUUUGGGAUGCUGAUGAACGGUACUAUUGUUAUUACAUCGCGGUUUCUCUUGAUGGAAAAAAGUGGCGAAAAGUCAUCGACUACAGGCACAUAAGUUGUUAUUCGUACCAAAUCUUGUUUUUUGAGCAGCAGGUGGCUCAAUACAUUAAACUAGAAGGAACGCACAAUACUGCAAACCCCUGGUUUCAUUUGGUGUUUUUUGAAACCUACCUAAAGACUACUAUUCCAAAAAUUUUAAAUGGCAUUAUCUGUCCAGAUGAAAAUGUGGCCACUCCAAACGGAGCUAGAGUUAUAUCAGGUGUAAACCCUUCGAUACUUUUAAAUGGUGACUUCCGCAACUACGAUGGUAGUUCAGGUUUUACUGCCCACACAAUAGGGUCAGCCGGAAUUAUAGUCCAAUUGACACAACCAUACAUGAUUUCGACAAUGAAAUUAUUGUUAUUUGACAAAGAUAACAGAAAUUACAGAUACUUUAUAGAAACGUCCCUAAAUAAAACCGACUGGGAACUUGCUGCUGAUCGCAGGCACGAAGUUAGUAAAUCUUGGCAAAAUCUUGUGUUUAAGGAGAGGGCAGUGGUUUACGUUAGAAUUACUGGAACGUACAACUCAGAUCCCGGAAACAAAGGCUUCCAAGUUGUUCAUUUUGAAUGUCCUUCCGAGAAAUAACAUCAAACAUUGCGUUUCUGUACCUACUGCUUCAUAAUCCGAAAAAAAAGUUGUAAGACUAUUAAUUAGUGAAAAAAUAAAGAUCUGCUUUGA
Molecule: messenger RNA, 1754 nt
Organism: Zophobas morio
Lineage: Eukaryota; Metazoa; Arthropoda; Insecta; Coleoptera; Tenebrionidae
Product: BTB/POZ domain-containing protein 9-like
Exons: 10
Coding region: 21-1661 (546 amino acids)
Biological process (GO): circadian behavior; adult locomotory behavior; modulation of chemical synaptic transmission
Cellular component (GO): cytoplasm
Molecular function (GO): protein binding
Source: RefSeq, a predicted model, not a curated record